Molecule: messenger RNA, 3535 nt
Organism: Brassica napus (rape)
Lineage: Eukaryota; Viridiplantae; Streptophyta; Magnoliopsida; Brassicales; Brassicaceae
Product: 11-beta-hydroxysteroid dehydrogenase-like 3
Exons: 6
Coding region: 595-1527 (310 amino acids)
Molecular function (GO): oxidoreductase activity
Source: RefSeq, a predicted model, not a curated record
UUUAUGGAUUAUAUACUGUUUUUAAAUGUGAAAUUUAUAUGCGAUGGCCCAGACUUGAAAUCAUCAUCAAUCAUGUAGACAAAUUUGUUACAUUUAAACAAAUAACAUAACUGCUUCCAGUUCUUGCGCAUUACUCUCCAACACUAAAGUCACAUGGAGUUUCUUACAACUAUCUACAUCAUGUGUCCAGCUCAUCAUUAAAUAAAAGUCUCAUCACGAUUUUCAGAAAUUUUAAAUGCAUGUUUUAGCUUAGUGCAUGAGAUGCAUAACAAUCGAGACGUGAAAGCAUUCAUUUAGAUUACCUUCAAAUCACUCUAUAUUAUAUUUUAUAAAAUUUGCAAAUCACUCAAUACUUUUAAAAUAAGAGCGUAAACGAAGGGUAACUACACAGGUACGCCACUUAAAUUAGCUACAACUUCUUAACGACCAACAGACUCUCGGCAUUAACAUUACUCGGGGAUUAUUACAUUCCUCCCAUUCUACUUUUUGUGUCUACUCAAGUAGACUUCUCUUAUAAUUCAAAGCUCAUGAACAUUUUAAUGGAAAGAAUAAGUAGAGAGGUACAUAGUGGUGUUGGUUCUACAAACGAACAACAUGGAUAUGCUUAACACCAUUCUCAAUCUUUUUCUCCCUCCUCUUACCAUAAUCUUUCUCUUCCUCUUUUACCCAUACUAUCUUUUGAUCAAGUUUGUAGUUUGUCUUUAUAAGCAUCUUUGCUUGGAAAACGUAUCUGGGAAAGUAACUCUAAUUACCGGAGCUUCUUCCGGCAUCGGAGAGCACGUCGCAUACGAGUAUGCAAAGAAAGGAGCAUAUUUGGCUCUCGUUGAUCGACUAGAGGAUCGUCUAGAGAUGGUAGCUGAAACAUCACGGAAAUUAGGAUCUAGUAAUGUCAUUAUCAUACCUGGUGAUGUUGCUAAUGUUGAUGACUGCAAGAAGUUCAUCAACGAGACGAUUCACCAUUUCGGAAAACUGGACCACCUGAUCAACAAUGCUGGUGUAUUUCAGACUGUUCUUUUCGAGGAUUUAACCCAAGUUCAAGACGCUAAUCAUAUAAUGGAUAUCAACUUUUGGGGCACAACAUACAUCACUUACUUUGCAAUUCCUCAUCUUCGAAAGAGCAAUGGAAAAAUCAUUGUGAAUACUUCUAAUUCAGCAAAUAUACCUUUGCCAUUGUCAAGCGUCUAUUCAGCAAGUAAAGCAGCCUUAUUAAGAUUCUUUGAGACAUUGAGAGUUGAACUAAGUCCGGAUAUCAAAAUAAUAAUUAUUUUACCCGGAUUUAUAGCAACAAAUAUGACCAGUCCUCACUUCAUUGAAAAGUACGGUUCAGAUUUUAUCCUGUCGGAAUCAGUAAAAAAAUGUGCAAAAGCAAUCUUUAGAGGUAUUGCUAGAGGAGAGACAUACAUAGAAGAGCCAUCUUGGACGAAAUGGAUAGUUUUAGUGAAAAAUUUAUGUCCUGAAUUCGUUGAAUACUCACUCAAAUAUUUAUUUUAUCGUUAUCUCAAACCUUCUUAUUUCAAAAGCGAAUGAUCAUAUCAAAUCCAUCCAAGAUCUCAAGUUUUCAAUAAUGGUUGUGUUCCUAUAAUUGAUAUGAAAUUUAUACCUUUGUUACCUUUGUAUUAUAUUGAAGUGAUUGUUUCCUAUGCAUUUUUUUCACAUUUUACCUAUUAAAACAGAAAUUAUGACUUUAAUGUGUGAUUUUUUUUGGUGAACAAAAAAGGUUAAUUUGUCAAAUGUUCAUAUUGAGAGAAAAAAAUCAAUGAAUAACUAUGUAAUAAUUCUGAGAUAAGAUGUAACACUUUGCAACAAAAUAUGAUCAUUUGAGUGUGUAUAUGCAACCGAUUAUAAAUAAAAGUGGUUUUAAAAUAAAACUCCUCAGCUAAAAGAUGGAUCGUAAAAUAACUAAUAAACUAACGACAAAAGAAAUCUUCAACUUUAAUUAUGUUAACGUCUGUCACAAUCUUUCACGGUAUUUUAGACGGAAGGUGACAUACAUUAACAGAAAUAAAGUUGAUGUUUCUUCUCCGUGCUUUGGCCUCACUCGCUCGAUAUCACGAAUCAGUUACCGAUAGAUCACCUAUCUUUCUACUACUCUAGCUCAAGCACACUUAACUCGAGAGUUCUAAACGGAUGUGUGCCCGAAAAGGUAAGCGCACUUUAGUGACAUAAGUAGUCAAAUCAAUGCUCUUUUAAUCCUUUCCACAUAUACUAGAAAUCGAGAUGUUACAAUUCACUCCUUCAGAACGCAACAUCCUCGUUGGACACCGAGAUCGUUACCCAUGUUAGUGUGAGCCCUCACUGACUCCACACUCGUUUGGGUUUGUCUCUGAUACCACUUGUAACGCCUCGACCGCCUACGACUAAUGGGCCUCCCACGCCUGCUCUCUCGGCCCGUGGGAUCCAUUCCCUGCGACGGAUAAUGCAUUAAUUGUUUUGGAGGCUCAUUAAUCAUGUUUAUUGACCCUGAAAUCACGACCAUUCCAUGUUCUUUUGCCUCACUCGCAUGGUAUCACGAAUUACUUCCCGAUAGAUCACCUAUCUGUUCAUUAUUCCAUUCCAAGUACGCUUAACCCUGGAGUUCUAAUCGGAAGUGUUCCCAAAAAGGUAAGCCCAAUUUAAUGAUACAGGUAGCCAAAACAAUUUUCUUAAGCUUUUCCACAUACCACAAACUGGGAUGUUACAGUUUUUUUCGUCAAUUUGUUUUAGUUGAGGGAUUAUUUUGGUAUCCAUUUUUAGUUGAGGACUUUUAUUACAAAAUGCGAUUAAAUGUUUUAAAAUAUUUAUUAUCACUUAUGCAUUAUUUAAAACUCUUAUAAUAGAUUUAUAUGCCUUUAAAAUAAUUUAUAAAUUCUUAUCCAUUAUUUUAUCAAUUUUAUAACUGAUAUAUAGAGCUUUAUAAAUAUUUUAAUACUUUUAUAAAUGAUUUAUAAGGUUUAAAAAUAAUUUUAUAAGAUUAAAGAUAUGGUUGUUCGUCAUACUACAAAUACAUAAAAUAAAUAAAUAAAGCAAGAAAAGUAAAUCAAAGAUAUAAGUUUAUUGAUUAAUAUGGUAGGAGUAUAACAUACUGGUUUGGAUUUCAAAGAGAAAAAUAAAUAAUUCUGCAUUUUUUUCGUAGAAGCAAGAAGAAAGUAUGACUCGAAGUCUGAAAAUCGUGUAAAUAGGAGAUGAAAGGCCGACACCAUACUAUAAGCAGGAAUGUUGAAUUUACGAGAUUGCCAUCCUCUUCUUCCUCUGAAGAUCCUAAAAUUAGUCGCCAUUAAAUCCAAAAUUUUCGACCUGUGUCUCUAGGGUUUAGGGUUUUUCCUAAUUUCCACUAGAGUUGAUGAAUAUGUUAAAUUUAGCUAGUGUAUUGAGUCAUUUUGUGCUGUUUGUGUAAGCAGCGGAUGAUACCAUUAUGUUCAUAAACGUUGGAGGAGUUGAUAAUGCUGAUUUGAAGUAUGUAGGUGUUAGUGUUUUGCUCAUAGCUUCUAAAUAUGAAGAAAUAUGAGUUCCUUAGGUGUGGAUCCCUUACUUCUAAUAGAGAAACAUUUUAGAAGAA